This is a messenger RNA of Dendrobium catenatum, 1938 nucleotides long. RefSeq names its product dystrophia myotonica WD repeat-containing protein. The transcript is spliced from 11 exons. Bases 93 to 1754 code for a protein of 553 amino acids. NCBI's taxonomy places the organism in Eukaryota, Viridiplantae, Streptophyta, Magnoliopsida, Asparagales, Orchidaceae. The record is from RefSeq and is a predicted model, not a curated record. Gene Ontology annotation, molecular function: protein binding.
AAUACAAAAUAUCCGCUACUGUCGCGAUUUUAUUGUCCGGACUCUCCACUUAAACCUCCUCUUGGCUCACCGGCCAUUCUACAGUUUUGAUAAUGGCAUCGGCAUCUCUUUCCACGAAAGCCCAAUCUCCAGUAUUGAAAACAUACAUGAAAGCCCCCGAGGGCCGUUAUACGCUCCAGUAUGAGAAGAUACACCCUGCCAGUCUUCUUCAGUAUUACCACGCCAAGACCAUCUCUCAGCUAACGAUAGCUGAUCUCAAGGAGAAAUCGGUCGCACAGACGGUCACCACUCUGCCUGCCGCCACUUCCGCCAGUUCCACAAGGACGGUGGCUUCAAGGCUUCUUGGAGGAGCGGGGAGUGGCGCAAGAGCCCUAAGCUUUUCCGGUGGGAAUGGUACGGGCAAGGCCGCCUGCGUGGGCGGCAAGAUUGGAGGGUCUGUGCCUACUACCUCGGGUUGGACUAGUUAUUCAUCAAAUUCUGAUUAUUAUGAGAGGGGGACGUACCUGGUCUUCAAUGCUGGAGAUACGCUUUACAUUAGUGAUCUUAAUUCACCAGACAAGGAUCCUAUAAAAUCUAUUCAUUUUGGAAAUUCAAACCCUAUGUGCCAUGCAUUUGAUUCAAAGUCGGAUGGACAUGAUUUGUUGAUUGGACUGCAGAAUGGAGAUAUCUAUUCAGUGUCAUUCAGACAGCAGCUGCAUGAUGCUGGGAAGAAGCUUAUUGGUGCUCAGCAUUAUAACAAAGAUGGUGUGAUGACCAACAGCCAAUGCACUUGUGUUGCUUGGGUGCCUGAUGGUGAUGGUGUUUUUGUUGCGGGGCAUUCUGAUGGAAGCAUUUAUGUGUAUGAAAAAGGUAAGGAUGUGACCGCUGAUUGUUCAUUUCCUUCUGUCAAGGAUCAAACUCAAUUUAGUGUUGCACACUCACGUUCAAGUAAGAGUAAUCCUAUUGCACGGUGGCACAUUUCCCAGGGUUCAAUCAACAACUUGUCUUUCUCAACAAAUGGAUAUUUGGCGACAGUUGGGAGGGAUGGUGCAUAUUUUCUCCUAUCCCCAGAUAGUUAUUUGAGAGUAUUUGACUUUGCAAAUGAGAAAUUAAUCUGUGGUGGGAAAAGCUAUUAUGGUGCUUUGUUGUGUUGUGCUUGGAGCUUGGAUGGAAAAUACGUAUUGUCUGGCGGCGAGGAUGAUCUUGUUCAAGUUUGGAGCAUGGAAGAGAGGAAGUUAGUUGCAUGGGGUGAAGGUCAUAAUUCAUGGGUUAGUGCGGUUGCCUUUGACUUGCAUUGGCCAGCACCAGAUUCAGAUGAAACAGGAGAAAAUGUGGUGUAUCGUUUUGCAUCCGUUGGACAAGAUACUCAGAUGCUCCUUUGGGACCUUGCAUUGGAGGAAAUUGCAGUGCCUCUGCGUUGUCGUACUGGUGGGUCACCUACUCUAAGCAGCGGAGGUCCUCCUGCUCACAGGGAUAACAUUUAUAGCCCUGAAACUCUCCAACCUUCCCCAAGCUUGAGAGAUGUGCCGAAGCUCUCACCUGUAGUUGCACACCGUAUACAUGCUGAGCCUCUCUCAGGUGUGAUAUUUACAAAUGAGUCGGUGCUUACAAUUUGCAGGGAAGGGCUCAUUAAGGUGUGGAUUAGACCUGGGCGGCAAAAUGAUGAGGAUCAGUCGGCCACCUCCGAUACAGCAGAGUUUAAGGACUUGCCUUUGUUCACAUCACUUUCAUCCACCAAUUCCAGUUUUCAACAACCGGCUAUUCUUUUACAGUAGUUCAGAUACUCUGCUUGUUACUUGACCUGCCAUAGAAGCUCUUCCCAGGCUUGGGCUUGGCUGAUGUAUAAUGCAAAAAAUGUUAUGUUUUCAUUUGCAGCAUUGGUGUUUUGAUAUUUUUCCAAACAGAGGAACAACGAAGAAGCUGUUUUUUGUAUAGUAAUUUAUUUUUCUGAUGAGCAAA